AUGACCGAGACGAGGCAAAACUCGACCGCACCCCCGCGCGCCACCCUGACGCGGUGGCUGUGCGUCGCCGUCUUCCUCCUCCUCUCGGGUAAAUCGACCGCCCUCGAGAUCGCGGGACACGGAGGCAGCGCUUCGUGGACCCAGAUUGGCGCCACGUUAACGGACGACGGGGGAGGCAAACACGGAGCGAUCUUGUCUUUUUCCGAGGAUGGCUCGCGCCUGCUCGUCGGCUCGAACUUUUAUCCUUAUCACGUCGAUGUGUACGAGUGGCAAUCCGGCUCAAGCGCAUGGACACCUCUCGGCUCCAGGAUCUCCCCGCCGCAAGGAUUUAUCCAGAGCGCGUGUCUUUCAGGCGAUGGCAAGGUGGUAGCAAUCAGCGAUUACGACAAUGACGGCAUCGUCGGUUGGUGGACCGUCACCGUGUAUCACUACGCAUCCGGCUCUUGGCAACGGGUCGGUUCCGAUAUCCUCGGGUCUUCGUCCGAGGGAUAUGUCGCCAAAGUUUCGCUCUCGAGUGACGGCAAGGUGUUGGCGAUCGGAAACAACGAUCAAACUCUUUCUUCCUACGAUUCGACUGCUUUCAACGCGACGAGGACGGGCCGAGUCCGAAUUUACCAGUGGCCCGCAAGCGACCUGACAGCAUCCGGUGUAGCGUGGACCCAGAUGGGUGAAACGAUCGAAGCGUGGUCGACGGUCUCAGGGACUACCGAUGACUUUAGUUUCGGUCCAUACAGCCGAAAGGUCUACGCGGACACCGGGACGCUCUCCGGCGACGGCAAACGCAUCGCCGUGUUCACACCCGACGGAUAUUCCCAAAAUGGUUACGUCUACGAGUGGAAAUCGUCGUCGUGGUCGGUCGUCGGAGACUCGAUAACUCUGAGCUUGGCGGAAUCCACGGUUUCGGCGGCCUCGGUUUCGUACGACGGAAACGUCGUGGCGGGCUCGUACGGAUAUGUGUACAAAUGGAGUUCUGGAGCAUGGAGCAGCAUUCGGACUACAUUUUCAUUUUUCGGCAGGACAGCGGUGUCCCUCUCGCGUGACGGUACCCGCGUCGCGUAUGGUGACUAUCCAUGGAAUUCAUUCGAGGGCGUCGUCGUGGUGCAUCAAUGGGACUCGGAAGCUGAAUCGUGGCGGCGCAUGGUUGAUAUCCCGGGGGAAUCCGCAUCUCAUUUAGCCGGUGCAAUGGUAUCCCUUUCCGGGGAUGGUUCUCGCGUGGCGGUGUUCUCUGCCGGAAAUGCUGCGAAGCACACGAGAGUUUUCGAGGUUGGCACCGCGUGCGACACGUCCGUCGCUCCUCCCAACGCCGCCGUCGGCAACUGCCCCGCGAAUCUCGCGUCCGGCUCGAGCUGCCAGCCGACGUGCAAUUCGGGCUACGCCGCGACAGGCCCGACGACGACCUGCGUGUCGGGGUACCUGAAAUUCGCCACCUGUGCCGCGGGAUGCGACGUCUCAACCGCGCCAGCCAACGGCGGGAAGGGCGAUUGCGGUUACCGUCUCGCCAUGUCAAAGUCGUGCACUCCGACGUGCAACGACGGGUACGUGCGCAAAGGGAACAAGAAGACGAGCUGCAGCUACGCCGGUGUCCUCAGUGCGGCCGAGUGCAGGAAGAGGUACUCCUGGGGAGAUGCCAAGUUCUGCCCGAAAUACGAAAACUAUAUGUUCUGCCAGCUCGUCAAGACGGAGGCGGAUUGUCUCGCGGCGAGUUCGAAGAGAAACUGUGCGUGGUCGUCGUCCGGGUCCGGAUAUUGCUACCAUGACGACGCCGAACGCUCUGAAAUGACGGAUGAAUCGUAUUUUCAGGAUUUUGCGGCUGACAAGUGCUUAAAUGUGAGCCCCUAUACGCGUGACGCGUGCGUCGCCGUUUCAGGUUGUGAUUGGUUUGAAGUUUAUAAUUGCGAACCGUCGAAGGAGAGCAUCAAAAAGAUCUUGUCCGACACCGGCGCCCCUCCCGGCGUGAGCAAGUAUUGGGACGAGUAUUGGCAUGAUGCGUGCUGGUACCUCACGAAUUCGACGUGCACCACGAGCACGACUGUCACCGGAUGCGUCCUCGAUAAUGACAAUUACUGCAGACCCGGCCCUGCGAAAACUGCAGUUUACGGCGCCGACGGUUGCGCCGGCCACGCCGACUUCGAGGCGGUCGCCGCGCUGGGGGGCACGACCGUCGCCGAGGCGCGCGACAAGUUCAAGGUCAAGUCCGCCAAGGAACAGGCGGAGGAGACUCGGGACUCUAUCCUCGCCGGCAUCACCGACGAGUCCCUGAAGAGGAAAGCUAAGCUCCUGGCGGACGCGGCCAUCGGUGGGAACGCGGUCAAGAAGCUCACCGCGAAGCUGACAGCCCCGGACGCGGACACGGCGUGCUCAGAUUACUAUGCAAAGGCAGGACUCUCAAGCUCACUCGGCGCGUGCGUCGCGACGGCGGCCGCCAGCGGGAAAAGGCGGCGGCUCGCCGCCGCCGCGUACGACGUCGAAGUAUUCUUCAGCUCCGCCGAGGUCGACGACGACAAGCUCACGAAGGCCAGGGACGCGCUCAAGGCGGCGGGCAUCGAGGCGACGCUCGACGAGAACGUGGAUCCCAUCGCGGAGCUCAAGACGAUAAAUGGCGUCGACGCGAGCGCCGUCGACACGUUCAAGACGCAGUCGACGGCUGCGGCCGCCGCCGUGGAGAAGUCGCCGCCGCCGCCGCCGCCGCCCCCUAACCCUCCCCCGCCGCCGAAGCUGGUCACGGACGACACCGACGCGACGCCGAGGUUGGGAGCGGGAAGCGCGGCGUUCGCGAGCGCGUGCGCGUUCCUGACCGUCGCGAUGUUCGCGUGA
Molecule: messenger RNA, 2814 nt
Organism: Micromonas commoda
Lineage: Eukaryota; Viridiplantae; Chlorophyta; Mamiellophyceae; Mamiellales; Mamiellaceae
Exons: 1
Coding region: 1-2814 (937 amino acids)
Molecular function (GO): protein binding
Source: RefSeq, a predicted model, not a curated record